This is a messenger RNA of Melampsora larici-populina 98AG31, 402 nucleotides long. RefSeq lists its product as uncharacterized. NCBI's taxonomy places the organism in Eukaryota, Fungi, Basidiomycota, Pucciniomycetes, Pucciniales, Melampsoraceae. The transcript has a single exon. Bases 1 to 402 code for a protein of 133 amino acids. The record is from RefSeq and is a predicted model, not a curated record.
AUGGGUGAUACAACAAGCAGUUCAAUCUCGCUCACUGCCGCCGAAUUGGAACAGAAACUCUCUGAUUUUCAGCUAGAUGAUAUUCUCAGCUGUACUAAGAUUGAACCCACAUUAACGUUAGCCAAAUUCAAAGAUGUAGAACUCGAUGAUCUUGAUGAUCAAAUCGCCUUAAAAUUAAACGAAUUGAAGAAACGAUGCCCUACCUUCUCACAAAGUCAAGACUCUGCACCCUCUAAUUGGAUACUCAGACAGGAGAAUGUACCAAAUGAUGAUGAAGCAACGGGCAAACGGAGGUGGCUAGUGACGAGAAACAUUGAAAACGAUGUCGAGUUAUCUAUUGAUGUAAGCAACCCUAAUGUCUCUUCCCUUCUGUUGCUAAUCAAGGGAACUCAUGUCGUUUGA